Molecule: messenger RNA, 1144 nt
Organism: Blepharisma stoltei
Lineage: Eukaryota; Ciliophora; Heterotrichea; Heterotrichida; Blepharismidae
Source: the annotation of a GenBank genome assembly
AUGUUCUAUUCAGAUCCUAAUCAAGAUGCACGUGGCCGCUUAAAAAAUUGGUGGGGAAGGAUGCCUGCUUUUACAAGACUUAUUCUUUAUUUUUCAGCAGGAGUUUAUCUCUUAAUCCUCCAAUUAUAAUAGUAAACAAAACUUUGUGAUUUUUUCCCAAAAAUUUAUUAAAACAAGAUUAUAUUUAAGCUCCUUUAUACAAAUGUCCUUUUUCUCCAUAAAUGUCUUUUCUAAAUUAAAAAUUAUUAAAAAUUUUAUAUCCUAUUAAAGUAUGUUUCUAAUAAUAAUAAUAUUUGGGUUAGUGCUGUUUCACUUACACAUUGACCACUCUUUGAUAUCUACUCCUCAUCUCACAGUCAAAAGCACUCAGCUGUGGCGCUUGUUUACAUUUACAUAUGCUAGUACUAAAAUCUUGCUUUUCGCUAUAGAGAUGAUAGCCUAUCUAUGACUAUCCUGUAAGACUGAGCGUAAGUAUGGAACAGUAAAAUAUUUCAUAUAUUUUUCACUAAACAGCUGCCUUAUUGGCUUAUCAAUUUCACUUAUUUUUAGCAUAAUAUCUUAUAUUCCUAUAUAUUAUCUGCAAAGACUAUCAAGCUAUCAUAUAGCUGGCGUAUGGCAUAUGAUUAUAUUUGAGACAGUAAUCAGCUGCAGCAAAGACCCAGACUCAAAUUCCCAAUUCUUAUCUAUCCCAAUUCAGAUAAAAUCAAAAUAUUUCCCAUUCGUAAUGACUGCCGCUUUAUCUUGGCUUGGAGUUCUUUGGGAAUUAAUUUUUGGGUUGAUUUUUGGAUAUUUAUGUAACAAAUAUUUAGAUGUAUAUGGCUUUUUAAAUUUCACUUUAAUUUCUGAUGAGCUUGCAACUAGGCUUGAAAGCUCUGCUCUGUUCAUUGGAAUAAAGAAAAUUCCAAAUUUUGUUGAAGUUGCUAUGGCUGGAGAAGAAGAGCUGCCGAUUUUUAAGCAGAGCACCCAAUUAGCUUAUUCUCAAAUUAAUCUUCAACAAACUGCACCUUCUGCUCCAUCUUUAGUGCAAAUUUCUGAACAAGGCUACAUAUUAGGCAAAGAUGAGCAGGAUCAAGAAAAAUCUUUUGAUAAGGAAAAUAUCAUACAGUUUCAAGAAGAAAGUAUUAAAGAAAAAGAAUUAAUAUAA